AUGUUGCUCAAUGUCGCCGAUCCUCUCCGUCCUCACGGCUUAACCGCCCGUGACACCCAGUGCAAGGACUGCCCAGCAUCAGCUCCCACCUGCCCCGCAUGUCCCUCGGGUACCAGAUGUGUAAUGAACGCUCAGUCGUGCACGCAGUGCGCCUAUAUGGAAUGUGUCAAGGUAGCUUCUAGUUCCUCGGGAUCACAGGAAAGCUCGUCAGGCGGAGGAGCAAACACUGGUGCUAUUGCAGGUGGUGUCAUUGGAGGAGUUGCAGUUGUUGGAAUAGUCGUCUUCUUGAUUUGGUGGUUCGUUAUCCGGAAGAGGCGCAACCAGCAACGAGCAGACGCAUCGGAGAAGGCCAGCUCGCACGUUGCCGACCCUGGCAGCAGCCAGUCGAGAAAAUCUACCCACUCCAUCGCAUCUACGGUGUUGACUCGCGCGUCCAAUGUUAUUCAAAUCGCCUAUAUUCCUGGUGUUACCAACCGCUCGCCCCCAGAUACCCCUCUUGUGCCACCGGUCCCUCCUCUUCCCGGCGCGCACCCCGAUCAACAUUUCUUUAUGCCUGGCGACCUUCGUGACUCAUCAUGGUCUGAUAUGACCACUGACCGUCGGUCAAUGGCCAACACUCUACGAAGCAGCGUCGCCACCACAAUUUACCGAAACGAUGCCAUUGUCAGCCCUAUGCCUGCUCAACAGGCCAUGCGCACACGUGCUGCAGUAGUUAGCAUUCACAACGGCGGUAACCCUCAAGGAUCGCCACAGACCCUUACCCCUGAUGCUCCCGCUGUGCCCGCCAUCACCAAGGCACAGCUCGCCAAAGCGGGUGUCUCUGACCCCAACACUAAGAGCUCAAUUGUCGCACGCACUGUGACCGCAAAACCCGUUAUGGUGAAGACCAUUGGAAAGAAGAAUAAAGCUCCCACCACAACCGUACAGCCCAUCCAGGAGCAGUCGGAAUCUAGUACCGAAACGUCCACUUCCACACGGAACGUGACAGCGGCCUCGAGUUUCAUCCACAGCUCGUCAAGCGACGAGGACGAGGCCCCCAAACUAGCCGCCAACAAGCGCGCAUCCACCCAAGUAGAGACGCCUAGCUCAGCUAGACGAUCUCAGGCACCAACAGUCAUCGAAGACUCUCCAGCUAUCAUCCAAAGCCCCUUUGGAAACGACACACCAACAGAGAGAACCCAUCGCAACUCGUCUCUCCUCGAGGGAACAAAGCGACACAGCGGGGCACCCCCUCCGCGCGUCGAGUCUCCAUUCUCAGAUGUGAAUGAGGUGAAAUAG
Molecule: messenger RNA, 1278 nt
Organism: Aspergillus calidoustus
Lineage: Eukaryota; Fungi; Ascomycota; Eurotiomycetes; Eurotiales; Aspergillaceae
Source: the annotation of a GenBank genome assembly